AUGCCAUUUCCAGAGGCAGGAAGGUAUCCCAGGCUGGAGCUGCUGGUGUCAGGGGGCCACAGAGCCAGGCUGCCAGGAGAGGAGCUGCUCUGCCAGGACCUGGUGGCUGUAGGAUGUGAGCUGAAUGGAGUCUAUUACCGUAACGGGCAGAGCUUCCAGCCUCACCCCCUGUACCAGUGCCUGUGUGUCGGGGGGGCCAUCGGAUGCACCCCCGCCUUCGCGCCCCGCGCCGGGGCCCUGGGCAGACACAAGCCUGGAUGCUCCACCUGUGCACCUAGACAGCAGCAGCAGCAGCUUCAACCAGCCAGCUACAGACUGCUCUCAGCUUACAGAAGCCCACCAGUGGUGCUGAAGAACAAGUGCCUGGUGCAGGUGACCCGCUGGAGCCCCUGCUCCAGGACCUGUGGCCUUGGCAUCUCCAGCAGGGUGACCAACGACAACAGGAGGUGUGAGAUGAAAAGGGAAAAGAGGUUGUGCUUCAUCCAGCCCUGCCUGACCAAUACCCUGAAGGUGAUCAAGAUUCCCAGAGGGAAAACAUGCCAGCCCACUUUCCAGCUGCCUGCAGCAGAAAAGCUGUUUUUUUCUGGGUGCUCCAGCACACGAAGCUACAGACUGACCUUCUGUGGGGUGUGCCUGGACAGGAGGUGCUGCGUGCCCAGCGAGGCCAGCACCGUCACCGUUCAGUUCGAGUGUCCCCAGGAAGGCUCCUUCCAGUGGAGGAUGCUCUGGAUCAGCUCCUGUGUGUGCCAGAGGGCCUGCACAGCUCCAGGGGACACCUUCUCUGAGCUCAGAGCCUUGUGA
Molecule: messenger RNA, 801 nt
Organism: Chaetura pelagica (chimney swift)
Lineage: Eukaryota; Metazoa; Chordata; Aves; Apodiformes; Apodidae
Gene: CCN6
Product: WNT1 inducible signaling pathway protein 3
Exons: 4
Coding region: 1-801 (266 amino acids)
Biological process (GO): signal transduction; cell adhesion
Cellular component (GO): extracellular matrix
Molecular function (GO): integrin binding; heparin binding
Source: RefSeq, a predicted model, not a curated record